AGCGCGGGGCACUGGCGGCGGAGUAUGCGCGGGCCUGGGCGGCCAGCCCCGGCGCACAGCCGCGGCCGAGGCGCGCGGCGCGGGGCGGAAAAGCCUGUUUACACAGACUGCACACCGCCUGGGGAAUAAUGCAGUAAAGGAAGUGAGCCGGCUCGGCCUGACUGCUCCAACUUCCUGCUCUCACACACACCAGAGGGGGGAAAAAAAGAGGAGCGAAAGAAAAAAAAAAGGGGGAAAAAUCAGGAUCUCAUUACAAGAGCAACAGACCGUCUGCAGACGCCUGUCAGCAUGGAAAGUCGGGGGCUUUCGCCCGGGUCCUCCUAGAAAUUCCCCCGAAGAAGGAUCUGAAAGCUCCCCCACAUCUGGGUAUGGAGAGUGCAAUCACGCUGUGGCAGUUCCUGUUGCAGUUGCUGCUGGACCAGAAACAUGAGCAUUUGAUCUGCUGGACCUCGAACGAUGGUGAAUUCAAACUCCUCAAAGCAGAAGAAGUGGCCAAGCUGUGGGGACUCCGAAAGAACAAGACCAAUAUGAACUACGAUAAGCUGAGCAGAGCCCUGAGAUACUAUUAUGACAAGAACAUCAUCAAGAAGGUGAUUGGGCAGAAGUUCGUGUACAAGUUUGUCUCCUUCCCGGAGAUUCUGAAAAUGGAUCCUCACGUGGUGGACAUCAGCCGGGACAGCCUGCUGCUGCAGGAGGGCGAGUGCCAGGUGCCCCCCGAGGGCCGCGAGGGCCACAAGCCUGGUCUUUCCGCCCUCAAGAUCACCAGCCGUAACGAGUACAUCCACUCAGGCCUGUACUCGUCCUUCACUAUUAAUUCCCUGCAGAACCCACCGGAUGCCUUCAAGGCCAUCAAGACGGAGAAGCUGGAGGAGCCACCCGAGGACAGCCCCCCAGUCGAAGAAGUCAGGACUGUGAUCAGGUUUGUGACCAAUAAAACCGACAAGCACGUCACCAAGCCAGUGGUGUCCCUGCCCUCCACGUCCGAGGCCGCGGUGGCAUCUGCUUUCCUGGCCUCAUCCGUCUCGGCCAAGAUCUCCUCUUUAAUGUUGCCAAACGCUGCCAGCGGUUCGUCCACCUCUCCCUCCUCGUCUCGGUCCCCGUCCCUGUCCCCCAGCUCGCCCCUCCCUUCUGAACACAGAAGCCUCUUCCUGGAGGCCGCCUGCCAUGACUCGGAUUCCCUGGAGCCCUUGAACCUGUCAUCGGGCUCCAAGACCAAGUCUCCAUCUCUUCCCCCUAAAGCCAAAAAACCCAAAGGCUUGGAAAUCUCCGCGCCGCCGCUGGUGCUGUCGGGUACCGACAUCGGCUCCAUCGCUCUCAACAGCCCUGCGCUCCCCUCGGGGUCCCUCACCCCUGCCUUCUUCACUGCUCAGACACCAAAUGGACUGCUCCUGACCCCAAGUCCACUGCUGUCCAGCAUACACUUCUGGAGCAGCCUCAGUCCAGUUGCUCCGCUGAGUCCUGCCAGGCUGCAAGGACCAAACACACUGUUCCAGUUCCCCACACUGCUUAAUGGUCACAUGCCAGUGCCAAUCCCCGGUUUGGACAGAGCUGCUUCUCCAGUCCUGCUUUCUUCCAAUUCUCAGAAAUCCUGAUGAUGUCUCGCCACAAUUAAGGACUAACUGGUGAAUCAAAAAUGUCCCCAUGCGCUACUUUACCUGUGUCAUGGGAAAGAUGUUAUGAAACUCUGUUAAUUUGGUUUGCACUUUUCAUGACAUGGAGAGUCUACAUUUAUGUUAGCAUUUUAAAAACUGUUUUUUUUUUUUUUAUAUAUUCAAGUAUAUAUGAAAAUCUGUUUUGCAUUAAGUGAAUUUUAAUGUUUUUGUUUUUAUAUCUUCUUAGCUCUUAAAUGUUGAACACUGUUGACAGUGAAGAACUUUUUUUUAAUGGUUUUCAUUAUAACUAAUAAGGCUGUGAAGCUUUUUUUCUCAUUAAUUCUGCAUAUGCUGAACUGUGCUUAUAUACACUAUAACCAGCUGUGCCUUCUUUCCAUUUAGUUUUAUGUAAAUGGUUUAUAUAUUUUUUAGUAUUGAGAGAAAAUGUGUGAAAGAUAAAAAUGAGUUAUCAAACAGCUAUUAGAAUUUCAUUAUUUUUCACAAGUGGGCAAUAUGAAAGCAUAUUCCUAUCACUUUUUCUUUUUUUGCUUUCAAUUGUAUAAAAAUUGCCUUAGAACCUCUUCUGAACUGAAAUCUAGUAAAUGUAAUGUCCAAGUAAUGUUUUUGUAAGAAUGAACUAAGCCAUAUUUAGACAAUAAACAUUCAUAAAAGAAAACAUUUUAAAGUGCAUUUUUUAAAAAAAAAAAUGAACUUUGAAAGUCUCAACUCGUAUCUGUGAACAGUAUCUUUUCUAUUUCUUGCCCCCAAAAAAUCUGAGCUGGAAAAGCUACCCCAAGUUCACACUAUCCAAGCCCUUAGAACAUUUCCUAGGUUAGCAUGUUCUCAAUCUAUAAAAUUAGCCCUGGUUCUCUCAGUAGUCCAUAGAACAGGGGUCCUCAAACUUUUUAAACAGGGGGCCAAUUCACUGUCCUUCAGACCGUUGGAGGGCCGGACUAUAGUUAAAAAAAAACCAAACAAACUAUGAACAAAUUCCUAUGCACACUGCACAUAUCUUAUUUUGAAGUAAAAAAAACAAAGUGGGAACAAAUACAAUCACAUUGCCUCAUGUGGCCCGCGGGCUGUAGUUUGAAGACCCCUGCCAUAGAGCAUCCUGAGCCCCGAUACAUUUAAGGUGUCAGUGUGAGUCAGGGUUUCUCUAAAUCCCUGGAACAAUAAUUCAAAUUUAAUAACUUGAUGCUUUGGAAGAGGCUCACAGACCAGUGAUAAAUCUAAACAACAAAGAAACAAUUCUGUAACAUCAGCUACCUUUGUGCAUGUACAGGUAUUCAUAAUUUUUGAUGGAUUAAAAAAAAGUGCUGUAAUGCAAAUUGAGAACGAGGGGUAUGGAAGGCCUGGCUUGUGGAAAUUGAGAGAAAUUCAAGCUACGCUGCUUUAUAUUUUACAACAUUUAUGGUGAGAAUGAAGGAAAUAAGACAAGAAAAAUUCUUCAGAAACCUCAUUGUUGUGGAACUGAUUACCUAACAAUUUGGAACACUGCAGUCAAUUCCUGUGUAGUCUGGAGCAGUGAUAACAAACACAUUUUCUGUUCCUUUCAAAAUCCCGUCCAAAGGCACCACACCUGUACAUGAAGUAGAAUAUUCUAAUGCAGGAUUUGAGAACUGGAAAGUACCAACAGCUUUAAAUUCAAGAUUAGGUUCAUUUAAUUCUUUAUUAAAAGUAAAAGAAAUCAAGGGCGGCGCCUGUGGCUCGAGUAAGGUGCCGGUCCCAUAUGCCGGAGGUGGUGGGUUCAAACCCAGCCCUGGCCAAAAACCACAAAAAAAAAAAAAAAACCCAAAAGUAAAAGAAAUCAAUUUGAGAUAUAACUAAAUAACUGAUCCAACGAGGCAUUAAAUGGCAGAGAUUAGGAGAAAAGGUAAAAAAUGAGAAUUGUUGAAAACAUGUUUCUUGAAUUUGAAAGAAAAUCUGAAAUAAUUGAUUUGUUACUUACAGAUUCUGAAGUGUAAAACUGGAAUCGAGCAUCUCUUUGGACAUGUGUGCCCUGAUCAAGAGAAAAAAAUCCAAAAUAUGCCUUUUUGGCUGUAAAGUAAUGAGACUAGUUCCAAAAUCCACAAAUAGAAACUAUCCUUAACCUGUUAGGGGGUGACAUUAAUUUCAUAUUAUAAUAAAAGGAGCUGGGCCAGGGAGCUGAUAUUUACUGAACAUAAAACGUUGGUGCUAUAGGGCCUUUGAGGAUGCUUCUCACUACCUGUUUCCAGCUCAGGACAAGGGCACCCCAGAAGCUGGGAGUUGCCUGAGGCCACACAGCCCCCUGAAGGAAGCCAAUGAUUGGUGCUCAGUCUAUUCCCCUCAUGCCUCUAGCUAUGGUCCCAAACUGUAUGUUAAGUAAAAUACCAGAUAAAGAUAGAGCAUUUAAAAAUUGUUUUGCCAGAUAAGAAUACAAUAUGCAGGAUUCUUACAGACCAAAGGAAAUUAACCUACAAAAAUCUCAACCCAAAAUAUUUAGUAUAAUUUUUACAAGUAAAUGCUGACUGAAAAUAUUCAAGUAACUAUAAAUCUGAUUUUUGUUUUCUAUUCCUCUAAAUAUCACGAUAUUCCCUAGAUCCAUUUAUUAGAAAUGGAAAAACACCACAAUUUUUGAUGGAUCAAAAUUCUUGCUGUAUAAUCAGAGAACUGGAGAUAUUGAAGUAUAAUUCUUAUAGCUCUGCCUCAUCCUGUUUGUGUGUGUGUUUUUAACAGAAGUAUUUUAGUCAGAAAAUAGGUUUCAAAGAACAUUAAGAAACUUUAUUUCCUUUUAAUAUGUCUUCUUGAUCAGUGUUAAAGUGCUAUGGCUAAAGUUUUAUAGAACUAUAUAACCUGAACGUUGGUCUCUUUGUACACGUAUUUUUUAUGACUGCAAAUCUUCAUUCACUUUCAUAUAUGUAUCAUUUUUACUGUCAUAUUAUUUUUGUUCAAUAAAUACUUUGUGAUAAAAGGUG
Messenger RNA from Nycticebus coucang (slow loris), 4528 nucleotides. It is a transcript of the gene ELK3, whose product is annotated as ETS transcription factor ELK3. Gene Ontology annotation, biological process: regulation of transcription by RNA polymerase II; cell differentiation. The record is from RefSeq and is a predicted model, not a curated record. NCBI's taxonomy places the organism in Eukaryota, Metazoa, Chordata, Mammalia, Primates, Lorisidae. Gene Ontology annotation, molecular function: DNA-binding transcription factor activity, RNA polymerase II-specific; sequence-specific DNA binding. The transcript has 5 exons. The coding region runs from base 369 to 1592 and encodes 407 amino acids. Gene Ontology annotation, cellular component: nucleus.